Molecule: messenger RNA, 1468 nt
Organism: Pollicipes pollicipes
Lineage: Eukaryota; Metazoa; Arthropoda; Thecostraca; Pollicipedomorpha; Pollicipedidae
Product: protein vestigial
Exons: 6
Coding region: 149-892 (247 amino acids)
Biological process (GO): regulation of DNA-templated transcription
Cellular component (GO): nucleus
Source: RefSeq, a predicted model, not a curated record
GCGGCGGAGGUGGGCGGGCGUCACUUGCAGAGCCAGGUGCGGCAGCGCGGCGGACGUGCUCGAUCGCGGCGUGCUCCUCGGCGGCCGUAGCCGAGGUCGUAGCGGGCCUGCCCGGACCGUGCGACGGCUGUGCGCCCAUGUGCUGAACAUGAGCUGCGCGGUGGCCAUGUACCAGCCGUUCCACGCUCCGUACUACCCGGCGCCUGCCGGGGCCGCCGGCGCCGGCGGUCGCCCCUCGCCCGAUGGCCCGCCACGGCACGGCAUGGAGGAGAAGCGCCAGCGCCUACACGAGCACCUGUACCGGGCGGGUGGAGCCAGCAACUACUCACUGAAGCCGUCGCCGUCCUCACCGCUGCCGUCCUCAUCGUCUCCCGUUAAUGAGGAGGAGGAGAAGCGGGACGUCAAGUACCUGUCCUCCAGCUGUAUGCUGGUAACUCAUUACGCCGGAAGCGCCUCGUCCGUGGUCGACGACCACUUCACCCGCGCCCUGAACGUGUCGUCUUCUGAUAAAGCGCCGGUGCCCAUGUCGCAGCGGAACUUCCCGGCCUCGUUCUGGAACAGCAACUACCACUCUCGGACGACACUGACCUCGCACGAGCUGUACGCCGACCCGUACCACGCGGCCUCGCUGGCCGGGCUCCACCAGUCGCCCGACUGGUACUACCCGAUCACCACGCAGGCGUACGGCCACAACUUCUCGUACGGCGCCGGCGGCUCAGCGCGCUACAACCAGUACCCCAGCCUCUUCCUGCAGUCUACGGCUGGUCGCUUUGGAAUGCAGCAGGGGCACAGUUUAGACCCCAGUAGCUACAGUUCCUACAUGUACUCAUCAGGCCUGGAAGGAACCUCCAUGCCGGAGACAGCCACCAAAGACUUGCACUGGUUCCAAUAGGCGGUGCGAUGAGCGGUCGAUGAGCUGAAAAACCGGAGCUGCAGGCUGGCCCGGUCAGACUGCGGUGCUCGUGGAGACGCCGCUGGUGCGGGCUGCCCAGCCCGCGGCGAGUGAUGUGAUCAGAGGCGUCCUCUCUCCUUGGUGAUUCUCAUGCUGGCUGGACAGCGAUACCUUGACCGCCUUCGAUGCGUGUGUCGAGAAGCUACAAGCGUCUCCAGAAGGUCUUGCGAUAUGCGGCGCUUCAGUGCGACGUGAGGUGCCCGUGCAAAUUGUAUAUAACGAAAAUACUAUCUUUCGUAGCCGAUAUCUCCAUUUGUAUCAUUCAUAAUGAGUAACUUGUUGUCUGUUUGGGAAUGACUUCGUGAAGGUACAAGUUCGAGAGCAUAGCUGUCGUCGAUGGACGGGCUCUUGGCGUCCAGACUUGUCCGUCUGUCGCCCGGUCUGAUGCCCAUGAUUUUGCCUCAGCAUGUCAACAUGUUCGCUAUCGCACAACAUGUCUCAUGAGCAUAUUCUGAUUGUGUUGUUUGAAUGGGUUGCUUCCAUUGCGGAAUUCUUAUAAUAUAUAAUAGACGUUUA